This is a messenger RNA of Pelodiscus sinensis (Chinese soft-shelled turtle), 7132 nucleotides long. NCBI's taxonomy places the organism in Eukaryota, Metazoa, Chordata, Testudines, Trionychidae. The record is from RefSeq and is a predicted model, not a curated record.
GGAGGCUGGCUGGCUACUCUGUAGAGUCUCUGCAAACAGAGGCACGUUGCGAGUCGCCCCGAGCCGCUGCAGCUCCGGACCUGCCCAGGAUUCUGUGAAAUAUGGGAGGUGUGCCAAAAACUUUGCAACUUGCCAGCAUAAAUCACCUCUGAGAGAAGAGAUGGAUAUUCCACCAGAUGUGAUCGUUUCCAGAGGAAUUUGGUUUUCCUUCAGAAGUGUUUCUCUGCAAAAGUACUUUAUCGCAAGUCCAUGAACAUGUAUGGACAGCCCCAUCAUGAAGUACAAAAUCAGCAUAUCCAUGUGGAGAGAGUCCUUCAUGACACAUGUUUUCCAUGAGCCCUAAGAGCGCAGCUGUCUGCAGUGUCAUCUGAGACCUGGAAAGUCAACACAAUUAUGGGAGAUUCGCCUGCCGAUACCACUGAUGAAGGUGCAGACGCAGGCUGCGAAGACACCCAGGCUGAACUGGUCGAGAGAGUAGCAGCCAUCGAUGUUGCUCUUGGGCCCAAUGUAGAUGUUCCAAGUGUUCAGGAAGCAAUAGAAGAGAACGAUGCAGUCUUUUCUGACGGUGUAGCAGACAUGCAGAGGAACGGGGUUGAUAGUGACAUGGUAACAAAUGAACCUUUGCCUUCACAAGAGCCAGAGGAUGUCCAUCGGAUGAAUGUUCCAAGGAGAGCUCCAACUAGGCCGCUUCUAUCUAGCAGAAAGUUGUCUCUUCAGGAAAGGCCUACAGGAAGCUACCUGGCUUCUACCAAUGCUCCAGGCUACGGUCCUUAUGCUACUGGACCUUUAACACAUAUCUCACCACGCAUAGUGAGGAGACCAACGAUCGAGUCCAACCGGAUCGCCAUCUCGGAUGCCGAGGACUGUGUGCAAUUAAACCAAUACAAGCUGCAAAGUGAAAUUGGCAAGGGCUCCUACGGUGUUGUGAAACUGGCCUACAAUGAGAGUGACGACAAGUAUUACGCUAUGAAAGUCCUCUCCAAAAAGAAGCUGUUGAAGCAGUAUGGAUUUCCACGUCGACCUCCCCCAAGAGGCGCUAAAGCAACUUCUGGUGGACAGCUGAAGCCAAUGGCACCACUGGAUAGAGUUUAUCAGGAAAUAGCCAUCUUAAAGAAACUGGACCAUGUCAACAUUGUCAAGCUGAUCGAGGUACUUGAUGAUCCAGCAGAGGACAAUCUGUACAUGGUGUUUGACCUUCUGCGCAAGGGACCUGUCAUGGAGGUUCCAACUGACCAGCCUUUCACCGAAGAGCAGGCUCGGCUCUACUUUAAGGACAUUGUCUUGGGCAUAGAGUACUUGCACUAUCAGAAGAUCAUUCACCGUGACAUCAAGCCUUCCAACCUGCUCUUGGGAGAUGAUGGGCAUGUCAAAAUAGCGGAUUUUGGAGUCAGCAAUCAGUUUGAAGGGAAUGACGCCCAGCUUUCCAGCAGUGCUGGGACACCGGCUUUCAUGGCUCCAGAAGCGAUUUCCGACUCUGGCAAAAGCUUCAGUGGCAAGGCACUUGAUGUAUGGGCCAUGGGAAUUACUUUGUAUUGCUUUGUAAAUGGGAAGUGCCCUUUCAUAGAUGAGUACAUUCUGGCUCUCCAUAACAAGAUCAAGAACAAGGUAGUGGAGUUCCCAGAAGAGCCACAGAUAAGUGAAGAGCUCAAAGAACUGAUUCUUAGGAUGCUGGAUAAAAAUCCAGAAACAAGGAUAACGGUUCCUGAGAUUAAGCUACAUCCCUGGCUAACAAAGUUUGGGGAGGAACCACUGCCUCUCGAGGAGGAGCAUUGCACUGUGGUGGAGGUGACUGAGGAGGAGGUGAAGAACUCUGUCAAGACCAUCCCAAGCUUGCCAGCUGUUAUUUUAGUGAAGGCCAUGCUAAGGAAACGCUCAUUCGGAAAUCCAUUUGAGGCUCAGGUCAGAAGGGAAGAGAGGUCCAUGUCUGCUCCAGGAAACCUAUUAAUAAAGCAAGCAAGCCGAGAAGGAGUAAAGGACCCUGAACUCCCUGAUGUCUGUGAAGAUGAGGCUACUUCCUGAGGCCAUCUGCAUGUCCUGGACUGGGUUAUUUACUGCUGUUGUAAACAUUGUGUUGUGUCGCACACAUACUGCUCUCAUGAGCCAAAGUUCUGUGACCUGAAAAUGAAAAGAAGAAACAAGCAACAACAACAAACUGCGAGUUCUUUGGAAGUGGCUUACUCAUGAAAGCUAUGUUAUGUUACCGAUUGGCUUCAUUCAACACAUAAGACGUUUCUCUGUGUGUAUGUAACAUGUGCCUCACUCGCUAUUUGUGCUUCAGCCUAAGUUGUGUGGUCAUUAUAGUCUGGUAUCUUGACCAAUGAAUGUGGUUUUAUUAUUUUUCAUUCAGAGGACCAAACUUUAUUUAAUAGGGCACUUGCCAUCAGGAUGUAUUCCAGCUUUUUGCAUUCUGUAUUCAAAGUACCAAGAAAAAAGAUAUGCAGUAGCUUGGUCUCCUUUCUUACGUUAACUUUGUUUAUUACUCAAUUAAGCAUUUAAUUUUACUGAGACAGUCUUACUUCUGCUGAAGUCAAUGGCAAAAUUCCUGUUGACUUCUAUUGAAGUAGAAUGAGAUGUUCCACUGUGUAAUUCUUUAUGCUUUUCAAUUUUUCUAAUUUUUGCAUUAUAUAGCUCCAGUUAACAUACAGGACCACAUUACAUUGAAGUCUUUUUAGUUUUAUAUUGGAAAUAUACAGUAUUCCCACAAUCUGCAUUGAACUUUUGAGUGUCCCUAAACUGUUAAAGGCUCUGAUAUUCAUCUGAACAUGGUUUAUGAACCAAGAGCAUUUGCUUAUAGUGUGCUGUUCACUGUAGAUGUCUGGGAUUUGGUCCAAUUGCAUGCCAAUGUUUGGACAGGAAAUGUAUUUACAGAUCUGAAAGCACGAGACAAUGGAUUUUGUCAUUUAAGUCAAUCUGAUUCUCCUUUACCAUCACCUCCCAACCCUCUACCCCCAUAAGAGAGAGACAAUAUAUAUAUAUUUGAUUAUACAUUGAGGUUUUUUUACCUAGCUAUUGUUGUGAAUGCCCUGAAAUAGGACAUCUUCCUAGAAGAUAGUAUGUUAGUAGCUGAUUCUUAGAGGAUAAACAAGAGAACCAGAAGAGCUACAGGACAGAAGUUUCUAAAUUAAACUCAGUCAUAUACCAUUUCAAUACUUCAGAUUUUAUGCACUUGGUCCUCUGUUGUAUCAUGCUGCUGUAAUAUUCCCAAUCUGGUUUUAAUAAUAUUCAUGAAUCUUCAGUGUUGUCGAAUUAGUUGGUGAGAGAUUUGAGUUUGUUUGGAAUCCCCAGUCAACCAUGGAGGCUGAAGCUACUACAAAAGUAAUUAUAGGUUAUAUUUACUGCAGUGCCACAGGGGGGAGAGAAUAGCUGCCAGUAGCAGUUCUGAGACUAGAUGUCAUGUUGCAUAGCUAUACAUUUGGAUUAAUUCAUUCACUUCAGUGCAGUUACUUCAGAUUUGCAUUGAGUUUGCUCUGUUUUGUCUUUCAGGCAAGUACAAAGAUGUGGACACACCUUUGUUUAGCUAUGUCAACAAAAAGGGCAAAUAAAGUUAAAAGGCAGGAGUAUUUCCCUUUAUUAUGUAUUUAAGUGCAAGUUAUAGGGGUUUUCUGUGAGGAAGGCAGCUAGAAUAUACAUUUUUAGAGAGAAAGGUGGUAAAUUAAGGCCAGUCAGAAUGAAGAGAGAAGGGCUUUUUUUGGACUUUCAGACCGUGAAUGAGAUAUUAUUACCCAUUUUAUCUUACCUCUAGUUUACUCCCCUUCUCAUUUUACGUAGAAUCGUAAGUUUGUAAGAGCCGAAGGAGCCAUUUUGAUCAUUUAAUCUGACCUCCUGGAGAACAAAAGCCAUAGAAUAUCGCCUCCUGUCUUCACCGUAUCCCUUUGAUGGUUACAUAUGUUAAUGAGCAUCUCUGCUAACCUCAUUCUAUCAGUGAGAGGUGUUAUAGUUAUUUUUCAUCAUAUAGAAGUAUUGUUUUGAAAAAUGCAGAUUCAUUGCUGCAAGAGAGAGGCAGAGACUGUCUAGUACCCUUUAUGCCUAUGGUCUAGUCGAAGAGCAGAGGAUGAGGGGUGAGGAAAUCAGAAUUGUCAUCUGCAUUCUGACAAUGACACAGUGUGAUGUUGUGUGAGUCACGUAAUUUCUCUGUGCCUCUAUUUAUCCCUCUGUAAAAGGGGGAUAAUAUUCCCAACCACAUGGGGGGGGGGGUGAGUUUUAAUCAAAGUUUGCAUAAUGUUUUAGUAACAAAAUGUAAUUUAUUAUAUUUGUGAGAAUAGUAACCGUAAAAGCAGGUGUCUAAAACCAGGAUAGUCUAAAACCAGGGGUUAUUAUUGUGAGGUUUUGUUGUUGUAAAAGGAAUGGUUUUGAUGGAAGACUAUUGAUUUUUUUAUCAGAUCAGGCAGAAAGUCUGACAGAGAAGAACUUGCUGACUACAAUAUCAUGGAAUAUUAUCUCUCAGUAGGGGUAUUCUCCUUCAGUUCACCUGGGCUUUAUCCAACUAUGUCUAGACUUCACACCUUUUUCGACAGAGGCUUUGUCGACAUAUACUGUCGACACAGCCUCUGUCGAAAGAGAGCGUCUAGACUACGAUCAGUAUUGUCGAAAAAGCAAGCCACUUUUUCGAAAGAGUCUAGACGCUCUUUCAAAAAAGCGCAGUUUCCAUGCAAUAGCGCCUUUUUCAAGGGUACUUUCGAAAAAAGGCAUUAUUCCUCGUAAAAUGAGGUUUACUGAUGUCGACAAAACUGCCGCGUUCUGUCGACUUACUGUCAACAGAACACGGUAGUAGUGUAGCUGCAGGUAUAGUUUUGUCAAAAAAAAAAAGCCUACUUUUGUUUAAAAAAAAAAUCCUGUAGUCUAGACACAUCCUCCUUGUCUAUAUUCAAAGUUACACGAGUUUUAACUGAGGUGUGACUUUAAACCAUUUAGUUAUACUGGUGCUAAAAACUUUAGUAGGCACUCAGAAUUCAAUUUUAUACUUAGUUUACAUUGAUAAACUUUAUAAGGAAGUUUAACUGAUACAACUCAGAAUAUAGUGUAUGACACCUAUCGGCAGAUUAUUUCUAAAACCAUUUAAUUUAUAUUUCAGUAACACUCCAUUUUGAAAUUCUGGAGAGGAGAUAUUUCAAAGGACUUCAGUAGAGUUAGGCACUCAGUCUCCAAAGGGAUUUGGGAGCCUAACUCCUGUAAGAAUCCUUUGAAAAUCCCAGCCUCGAUGAAUAAAUCAAAUCUAAAGCACAAUAUAUUUUUUAAAAGCAUGAACUAUUUAUUUAGCCAUAGGGCACUGUGUUUGAUAGUCUUUUAAUCUCUUAAAUUCUCCCCCAAAUAAAUUUUAGAAAAUGUUCAAUGUUCCUUGGGAGGGAGGCCACACAAACCUAUUUUUUCCAAUCCAGACACAGUGAAUUCUACUUCAGAGACUUUGUCAUCUCUGGCAUUCAGGCCAAGAUUUCUUUUUCUUUAGAUGGCAAGAAAUCAUCCUAAUUCCAUCACCCAAUGCAGACGCAAAAUCUGCACACAGUUCCAAACGUGGAAAUUAUGCAAACAUCAAAAGAAGUCUAAUCAUUUUUCUGCAUGUCUAAAGGGAAUGUUGUGAAAUGACAUUCCACUUCUGUCACGCGAUCAGAGAGACGUGUACCGUGUUUGCAGCAAUGUUAGUAUAGCUUGGAGCAAUAGCGCCUUUCUAUUAUGGGACAGGAGCAAAUUAGAAUAAUAGAAUCUUAGGGCUGGAAGAGACCUCAGGAGGUUGAGUCCAGCCGCCUGCCCAAAGCAGGACCAAUCCCAACUAAAUCAACCCAGCCAGGGCUCAGUCCAGGUAGGGCUUUGUCAAGCCAAGACUGGAUGAAGAAUAAAGGAUAAAUUAAGGUUAAAGAAUGUUUUAAAAUUACUCUUUCAUCUCUGACAAUCCAGUCCUACCCAGAAUGGAGGAAAAUCUUUUUCUUGACAUGGAUAUCAGGCAUUGGGAUGAUCUGCGGAGGAAGGAAUACGUUUUGUAUUCAAAAUCUUCCACCGCUAUUAAGCCAUGUCCACACUAGCAAACUAUUUUGAAAUUACUGAAUUCGACUUAAGAGCUCCCGAUUUAACAAAUUUGAACUAGUGUGUCCUCACUAUGAGGAAGCCUCAAAAUUAGUCUGAGGCAGGCUCCAUUAAUGUGGAUGCACUACCUUGGACUUAGAGCCCCAGGAAGCACUCUGUAGGAGACCUCCUGGACGCCAAUAGAUUCGAAUUAGCAGCACCGGAGCAUCCACACUACUGUUAUUUUGAAAUUACUAUUUAGGAAGUAGCAUUACUCCUCAUGAAAAGCAGGAGUACAGCGUUUGAAUUCUGCAACCUGUUAUUUUGAAAUAACAGACUUGGUAGUGUGGAUGCACCGCUUGUAAAUUCAACCUUGGGGAGGUUAUUUCGAAAUAAAGUCCUAGUGUAGGCCAGAGCCUAUAUACUAGACAACACAAUUUCUGCUGCAAGUGUGUCCUUCAAAGAAGGGUUUCUGACUUCAUCAAAAUGUGUGUACUCAAGUUCGCAUCUGUCAGAAAUACUUCUAACAGUUGUUUGUAAAACAAAUCAUAUUUAUCACUUCUUAUAAUUUAGUCCAAGUUGUAAUUAAGUUAUGUGUCUAAUUUGAAAAGCCUUUAAAGAAAUCUCUUGUGGAGAAAUAACACACUUUUUUUAUCGGUAUGAAGUAUGUGUUAUAAAUUAUUAAUAGAUCUCAGCUUGAAAAAUAACACUUGAUAGAGUUUGUCAAGUCUGUUAGCAAGGGCAGCAAUAGUAGAGAUCUUUAUCACUUUGGGUGGGAGUAUUUCAAUAUGAAUGUGACACUUAAAUUCCUGUUGUUUUCAGAUGCUUGUAGAGUCUGAGUAAAUGCACAUACAGUGACUCUUAAUGUUUGUAACACCAUCUCACCUUCCUCCCUGCCCCCAUGUGCACGUGUAUAUCUGCUUUUGUGCUAUGGUUUCCUGCCAAUUUUCUGUGAUAAAGAAUAAUAUGUAUUUGCUGGGUAAUUGUGUCAUAUCUGCAUGAUUCUGCUUUUGAGCAGCAAAGGUAUAUAAAGACACCAAGCAAAUCAGCCAUGUUAGAUAUUUGCCAGUUGUCUUUGGGAGACUUUGACAAUGCAAAAUAAGGAAACAAGUUUACAGUAAAGUCUUUCCUGUUUGAA